Messenger RNA from Petromyzon marinus (sea lamprey), 2776 nucleotides. Its product is annotated as elastase-1-like. The record is from RefSeq and is a predicted model, not a curated record. NCBI's taxonomy places the organism in Eukaryota, Metazoa, Chordata, Hyperoartia, Petromyzontiformes, Petromyzontidae. Gene Ontology annotation, biological process: proteolysis. Gene Ontology annotation, molecular function: serine-type endopeptidase activity.
UCGGGGGGCCCCCUGAGCUGCCGCGUGGGGGGGGCCCGCAGCGCGUGGCAGCUCCACGGCGUCACGAGCUUCGUGUCGGCUGCAGGCUGCGCGACGCCACACAAACCGGCCGUGUUCACGCGCGUGUCGGCUCACUCGGCAUGGAUCGCCGCCGUCACCGGGCUCGCGUCGUCGGCCACCAAUCACCCGGCCGCCUCUCCCCCCCUUCUGCUGCUGCUCGCGCUGGCCCCUGUGCUGCGUUGGCCAUGCGGUGCCCCCAUGACCGGGCGAACGACCUCCUGAGAGGCUCGCGGUGUCCCGCGUGGGAACCCCACAGCGGCCGGCAGGAGCUGGCAGGAGGCUGAAGGGCCCGUGGUGGUUUUGCGAUGGCCGGGGUGACUUCACGAUGGCCCGGGGUGGUUUCAUGAUGCCCCGGGGUGGUUUCACGAUGGCCCGGGGUGGUUUCAUGAUGCCCCGGGGUGGUUUCAUGAUGCCCCGGGGUGGUUUCAUGGUGGCCGGGGUGGUUUCACGAUGGCCCGGGGUGACUUCACGAUGGCCUGGGGUGGCUUCGUGAUGGCCUGGGGUAACUUCACGAUGGCCUGGGGUGACUUCACGAUGGCCUGGGGUGGCUUCACGAUGGCCUGGGGUGGCUUCACGAUGGCCUGGGUGGCUUCACGAUGGCCCGUGGUAGCUUCACGAUGGCCGGGAUUGUUUCACGAUGCCCCGGGUGGUUUCACGAUGGCCUGGGUGGCUUCACGAUGGCCUGGGUGACUUCACGAUGGCUGGCGUGGCUUCACGAUGGCCCUGGGUGGCUUCACGAUGGCCGGGGUGACUUCACGAUGGCCGGGGUGGUUUCACAAUGGCCUGGGUGGCUUCACGAUGGCCUGGGUGGUUUCACGAUGGCCUGGGUGGUUUCACGAUGGCCUGGGUGGCUUCACGAUGGCCUGGGUGGUUUCACAAUGGCCCUGGGUGGCUUCACGAUGGCCGGGGUGACUUCACGAUAGCCGGGGUGGCUUCACGAUGGCCUGGGGUGACUUCACGAUGGCCCUGGGUGGCUUCACGAUGGCCUGGUGUGGUUUCACGAUGGCCUGGGUGGUUUCAUGAUGCCCCGGGGUGGUUUCAUGAUGCCCCGGGGUGGUUUCACGAUGGCCCGGGGUGGUUUCAUGAUGCCCCGGGGUGGUUUCAUGGUGGCCGGGGUGGUUUCACGAUGGCCCGGGGUGACUUCACGAUGGCCUGGGGUGGCUUCGUGAUGGCCUGGGGUGACUUCACGAUGGCCUGGGGUGACUUCACGAUGGCCUGGGGUGGCUUCACGAUGGCCUGGGGUGGCUUCACGAUGGCCUGGGGUGGCUUCACGAUGGCCUGGGUGGCUUCACGAUGGCCCGUGGUAGCUUCACGAUGGCCGGGGUUGUUUCACGAUGCCCCGGGUGGUUUCACGAUGGCCUGGGUGGCUUCACGAUGGCCUGGGUGGCUUCACGAUGGCCUGGGUGGCUUCACGAUGGCCUGGGUGGCUUCACGAUGGCCCUGGGUGGUUUCACGAUGGCCUGGGGUGGCUUCGCGAUGCCCUGGGGUGGCUUCACGAUGGCCGGGGUGACUUCACGAUGGCCGGGGUGGCUUCACAAUGGCCUGGGGUGGCUUCACGAUGGCCGGGGUGACUUCACGAUGGCCCAGGGUGGCUUCACGAUGGCCUGGGGUGGCUUCACGAUGGCCUGGGGUGGCUUCACGAUGGCCUGGGGUGACUUCACGAUGGCCCUGGGUGGUUUCACGAUGGCCCUGGGUGGCUUCACGAUGGCCGGGGUGGUUUCACGAUGGCCCUGGGUGGCUUCACGAUGGCCUGGGGUGGCUUCACGAUGGCCUGGGGUGACUUCACGAUGGCCCUGGGUGGCUUCACGAUGGCCCUGGGUGGCUUCACGAUGGCCGGGGUGGCUUCACGAUGGCAUGGGUGGCUUCACCAUGACCCGGGGUGGUUUCACGAUGGCCUGCGGUGGUUUUACGAUGGCCCUGGGUGGUUUCACGAUGGCCUGGGGUGACUUUACGAUGGCCUGGGGUGGCUUCACAAUGGCCUGGGGUGACUUUACGAUGGCCCGGGGUGGUUUCACGGUGGCCCGCAACGCGUUUGACAUCGCACUGACAGCCGACGGAUCGUCAGCCACCCACGGCCGUGGCCCGGCUUUGGCCCCCCGAGCCAAAUCCGUGCUUCGGCUCGUGCCAGGCGGCGUGGCACGGAUCGGUGUGUGGCUCGGCUCGGCAAAACAUCCAGUGGAAAAAAACACAACCCUCUCACCCGUGCCGUGCCAGGGGAAUGAUUGACAGGGGGUGACAGACAGACAGACAGAGGAGGGGGGUAGAGGGAGGUUUGGAGCAGCGGGCGAAUGUUUAAAACACAUUCCUGCAGAUUAAUGUUUUCCCCCAUUCUCCGGCUGAGUUAAUUAGUUAAUUAGUCAUCAGUGGCCAGCUCGGGCACCGGGGCUCACGUGUCCCGCGUUAGCCGUGCGCGCGUACGGAGAGAAUGUUGAGUGUUGGCCUCGGUUUGGUUGUUUGUGUCUGGGUGGUUUGUUUACGGAACCUGACGACCCGAGUUCGACCCAUCCCCCACCCCACCCCCUCGACGGCGGCUCUGGGCCACCACCAACACCGGUGACCUGAACUGAUCCUGGGCCUCCCCUAGGUCGACUCAGCCUCAAAUGAGUACCUGCGAGUAGGAUGCGUUAGCGUUGCGUUUGCGUGUGUCUCGGUGAUUUGUUUUACCUUCGGCCGAAGGGGGCCGUCCAUAAAUGACGUCACGCACCUGGGGGGAGGG